Messenger RNA from Lindgomyces ingoldianus, 1312 nucleotides. Its product is annotated as putative steroid dehydrogenase. NCBI's taxonomy places the organism in Eukaryota, Fungi, Ascomycota, Dothideomycetes, Pleosporales, Lindgomycetaceae. The transcript has 3 exons. Bases 166 to 1191 code for a protein of 341 amino acids. The record is from RefSeq and is a predicted model, not a curated record.
UUUAGGCGCUGGCACCUACGCCGCACGUUCUCAGUAUUCUCACAUCAGUCUUACAACUCCGAAUCUAACAAGGCUCUCACCUAGAACGACAGAUCUAAGAUUCUAGUGCAAAAACACAUAAACAUCUAACCACAACUCCGCCAAUCGACCAGGGCUUCGCCGAACAUGCCUCUAGGAGGCGUAGGUCUAUCGACGAUAUGGACGCAGUUCAGCCCACCUAAGGAUAGUGCUCCUAUCACGGAAAAGAACAUCGCAUCACAGAUGGGCAAAGUCUUCAUAGUCACGGGAGGGAGCAGCGGUAUUGGUUUCGAGCUCUCCAGAAUCCUAUAUGCCGCAGGCGCAAAGGUCUACAUCCUUUCUCGCACGAAGUCGAAUAUCGAAACGGCAGUCAAGCGGAUAGAAGAAACGUGCAUCGGGAGCUCUAAAGAUAAUCCUGGUUCUUUGCACUUCAUUUAUAUGGAUCUUGAAGAUCUUGAAAGCGUGCAACAUGCAGCAACAAUCUUCAGGGAAAAGGAAACAAGGCUCGACGUGCUAUACUGUAACGCAGGGCUUGCAGUCGUCCCCGGGAACCCAAAGACAAAGCAAGGCCUUGAACUGCAUAUUGGUGUCAACAACAUAGCUCAUGUCCUACUCGAAAGACUGUUACUACCAGUUCUCACCACUACCGCAAAAAUGGCCCCAAAAGAUAGUGUACGGGUGGUUUGGGCCUCAACUAUCCUUCUUGAGCUCGGCGCUCCAAAAGGCGGUAUUCCUAUCUCUCAGUUAGAUAGCCCAGGCAAGAACACAAACCAAAACUAUGCUAUCUCCAAAACAGCCAUGUGGUUUGCCGCCUCCGAACUCAGCAAACGACACGGAAGAGAUACUGGAGUGAUUAAUAUCGCAGGCAAUCCUGGAACAUACCUUACAAAUGCUUGGAGAACCACCCCGUCCUACGUAUAUUAUCCUUUCCGUCCACUUAUGAGAGAUCCAAUAUUCGGCGCUUAUACGUACUUAUGGAUGGGAUUGUCAGAUGAGGUCACGAUGGAGGACGCAGUGCAGGGAAGGUAUGCGAUUUGUAAUGGGCGGUGGCAUCCAGGGCAGAGAGGAGAUCUUGUGCUUGCUACUAGAGGAAUGGAAGAAGGGGGAACGGGGCAGGCGAAGGAGUAUAUGGAUUGGGUGGAAAGAAAAAUUGGAGCCUUUUUGAGAGUUUAGGAUCUAAAUAAACCUCGUGUAUGUUUAGUGAACGUAAAGACAAGUGGUAUAUUGCAACAUGAAAAAUGAUUUACAGACAUAUCUAAUUCACGAAAACUCGUACACCAAGACUCUCCGGGUG